AUGAAUUUACCUGAUACGUUAUUGAAUUCAUUAUCAAUAAAAUCUGAUAAUAAUGAACCAUCUAUACCAUUAUUAUCUACACAAACACAAUCGAUUACUAACGUUGGUACUAUACAUGAUAAGCCUAUAACUGAUUUAGCUUUAAAAACACCGAUUAGUUUUUUACAAGAAAUCUGUUUUCGUAUUCAUGCAACACCAACUUAUAGUCUAUGUCCCAGUGAAGCACAAUGUACAUCAAAUGAACCAGCAUUUCUCUAUCGAGUUGUUGUCGAUGAUAUGAUUGCUUUUGGUAAAGGUUCAAGUAAAAAGCGUGCUAAACAUAAAGCUGCAUUGUGUAUGAUUGAACAAUGUUAUGCUAAAUUAAAAUUAACUGAUAGUCCAUUAGUUAAAACUAUUGAACAAUAUUUUUUGAUAAAACCAUUACAAACAAGUAAUACGAGUGAUGAUCCAAUGAAUAAUGGUGAAAAAAGUAAUCCAAUAGGUAAACUUCAAGAAUUAACACAAAAAAAUUGGAUUCGACCACCUGAAUAUGAAUUUUUCGAUCAAGAAAAUUCUUCUGUACCUAAUUCAAAAAUUUAUUCAUGUCAAGCUAAAGUUGCUACUUAUACAGCUGAAGGUAAUGGUCUAUCAAAAAAGAUAGCUAAACGUCAAGCAGCUACAAAUUUAUUGAAUAUAUUAGAAAAUCUUGGACCUGAAGAAAAGAAAGCUUUACUUAAUCGUACUGAAGAACAGAAUGAUCUGGAUUAUUCGCAAUCUCAUUCGAAAUAUCGUCGAUCACGACGUAAACCUAAUGAUUCAAGUCUACUUGAUGCAAAUACUAUACGUGGUACCGGUUCGGCUCGAUCAAAUCGUUUGUAUGAUAAAAACUCAUUUCAUAUAAUGAAAAAUAGUGAUUUACCUUAUAUAAAGAAAUUACUUUCUGAUGAUUUUCAUCAAGAAUUAUCGCAAUCAUAUGAAAUAUUUCAAUAUCUUGCACAAGAACAAAAUUUUACAUAUGAAUUUAUUCAAUUAUCAACGAUUAACGAAGGAUCUAUUGAAUUAUUACUUGAAGUUCGUCUCAUGCCUGUAUCUGUCUUCCAUGGUUAUGGUGAAACAUUUGAUUUAGCUCGACAACAUGCUGUUAAUUUAGCAUUAAAAUAUAUUCGAUGUGUUUCUAAACAAUAUCAACAACAACAUUCAACAUCUGUAAUCACGAGUACACCAUUAAUGCAACCGACCGCAUAG
This is a messenger RNA of Rotaria sordida, 1224 nucleotides long. NCBI's taxonomy places the organism in Eukaryota, Metazoa, Rotifera, Eurotatoria, Philodinida, Philodinidae. The record is from the annotation of a GenBank genome assembly.